Molecule: messenger RNA, 3510 nt
Organism: Lachancea fermentati
Lineage: Eukaryota; Fungi; Ascomycota; Saccharomycetes; Saccharomycetales; Saccharomycetaceae
Source: the annotation of a GenBank genome assembly
AUGACGUAUACUUAUGGAAUGAACGAACUAGAUGCUGUCUACAAGGCUGCGAAAGGACAAUGGUUUGACAUAUCUGAAGGUAGCAUGUUUGAUUCACAAGGCGUUUCAACGCUAGAAUACCUACAACGGGACAAAAUCAUUCCUUCAGCAUGUCCCAAUUACUGCCUUUCAGUAAACAUAAGCUUAGAAUACCAAAAACUUAACAGCUUAACGGAUACCUUUGUCACAGAUGUUAAAAGCCUCAUGCCACUCGAUCAACUGCAUGAUGAAUUUGGUUUAGGCAUGGAAAGAGAUCCAGAAACCUUAGACGACUCUGACUUAGAGAUUCUAGCUGAACAAUCAGGUUAUACUAAAGCAGGCAGUAUCCCCAAGAAAUUUGGGGGCGAUUCUCUGAGUGCAACCGUAGUGGUAAAUGAAGACACUAUACAUUUACUUGGUUCAUCCGACGAAUACACUUGUCCCUCUUACGUGACAGAUUGUAAAGUCUUGAAAGGGUGCAAAAAAAAUGAAGAUGAUUUAGUUCUGAUGACGACCGAUAAUGAAAAGCUGUGUGCUAUCAUUUUUGAUGAAAAUCUCAAACCGGUUAUUAUCCAAUGGUGGAACCUAGCAGUGGAAGGAGACACGCGAGGAACAUGGAGAAUAGCCAUAGAUCAUAAAGGGGGGCAAUUUGGUCUCUUUAGUAACACACUUGUUAAGUUUUUUAAACGCCGUGACAGAUUUCAUUGCGAGCUGGUAAACAAUCUUUAUUUUGAAGAAAGCAGGAUAUUAAGUUGUUGUUUUCUACAAGGAAAAGACUUCAACGACCAUAGUAUGAUGUUCUUGUCCGUUCUGAGGUUACAGAGGUUAAUAUAUUGCAUUUGUGAAUGGGAUAGCUUUCAAGAAGAGAAGAAAGAAGUGUAUCCUCUGACAUUAUUAUCCGGGGAGGUGACUCAGCUGGUGCUUCCUUUGAAUCAAAAUCGAUGUUUGCUGUGGACUAAAAAUGAUGUACAAUUAGUUUCAGCGAACCAAAUAAUGUCUGGGGACCCUUCAUUCCGUAGUUUAGAUCGAUCAAUAUUUGGAACACCAAUGGAAAGUUACUUCGAAGAUCCCGAGCUAUUAUCUAAAUUGCAGAAUUCACAUCCAGAUCUCUCUCAAUUUACUCAUUGCUCGGUGUUUGCUACAUCGAAUGGUGCAUUGUGCUGUUGCCUCGUAGAUAGUAACGACGAGAUUCGCUUUCUCGGACUAACAAGGUUUAAAGGAUUGAAGAAUAUUUUCAAAGCUUCUAAUGACGGCCUAGAGUUUGAUCAGUAUCGCGUCUUUAUCUCUAGUUUCGGCAAGGUAUUUGAACUUAUUUUAGACUUGACUGGCAUUGGGAUAUUUUCCAAAGACUACAAGAUACCGUCAUUGAAAAAUAUCUGCAAAAGAAGAACUGUUGACGCAGGAUAUCCUAACAGUGAAACUUUGAUGCUACUCACUUCAGCAAGGAGACCAAGAGAUGAUGCAAGUGAACUCUGGCUAACUUCUCAAUCGACGCUAUCCCAUCUCACACCAGAUGGCUAUACGCAAAGCGUCACAUGCCUAGUAACGUUGAAAAGUUUCGAAGAAUACAAUAUGAUUCAUGUUGUUGAAAUCAAUAACUUGGAUGACUUUUGGAAAUCUCAAUUUCAAGAUCAUCCUGAUACGCUUAAUUCUCACGAUAUCUUGCUAAUUGGAACAAAUAUGAGUAGUGAAUCCAGGGCGUUCUUGAUUAAUCCAGAAUAUCAAACUCUAUGCGAGGGUAUAGUCGAACUUGAUGAUAUUCUCCCUAAUAAUAGCACCGGAAGUCUUCUCUUUUUCAUAAGUGCCAAAAAGGUUGUUCAAGUUUCAAAAAGUUCUAUCUUCGUUGACAACUUGGAGGAUGGCAGUGAGUGGCAUAAAAGCCCACAGUGGGAAAUUGACGGAGCUAUUCAUUGCGGUCAGAGAGUCGUGGUUUGGAAUAAGUUGAAAAGUUGUUUACUGUUGAUUGAUGAUAUCAACAUGGAAGGUGAUUUAAUGUCCUUUGAACUUCAGUGCCCAUUAAACAGUAAAUUCCAAGUAAUCACAGAUGUCUCCUUCCUCGAGGAAGGGAAUGAUACAUCACUUUUGGUUGCUUGUAGUGGCAUCCUUUAUAUAUACCGAUGUGGUUCGAUGAUGUCAAAUGAUAUUCUGCCGACACGUAUAUUGGACAGUUUCAAAGCUCAUUUCUUAGCCACUCAUGGACAUCAAGUUGUUAUUAGCAAUCAAGAUGGCGAGAUCUUCGUCAAAUACGAAGUUGGCGUUUUAAGUUCAGAAGCCUUUUACAAAAUUAAUCCAAUUCCUCGAGCUAGAGAACCUUAUGAGCUUAGAUUUUACGGACAGGACACCUGCUUAUUGUUCACUCCGAAAGAUCUAAAACUGUUAAAUUUUGAAAAUAGAGGUCUUCAGCCAAUCACUUUUCCAGAUCGUCGAAAAACGUCUUCAAUUAUUGAAGUGAAAGUUUCGAAAGGUUUGAUAUUUGUGUUAUUCAAUGAUGGGCUUGAGAUCGUCAAAACCUCUUAUGUUACAAGAGCUCCAAAGAGUAUUGUUGUGAAGUCCACGCGCAGCAUUGGGAAAAAAUACGUCUUCUUGCGUAAAAUUAAUAGGAUGCUGAUUAUGGAUACGCAAAAGAAGACAAUGGAUUGUGCUAAGUUAGAGAAUGGAAAGUUAAUGUCCUUGGAUUCGCGAGCCCUGAGAAAUUUUGAAACAAUAUCAGAUAUAAUGGAGCUGCAGGACGAAACCUCCGUCACUUCCUUGGUAAUCAGUGGAAGUGAGCAGAAGGGUGACGAGCACUCGACAUUACCGAUGACGAAGAUUAUUCAGAUUAUUCCUCGGCCGGGAAGAUUAUCAAUCAAAGAACUGUUGAAAAAACGACUUACAGAAUCAUUAAGACUUAGUCUGAAAGCAAUUUCGAGUAGGCUUUUUUGGGCCGUGGGGGAUAAAACGGCAACUCUUGUGGAGUACGCGGAUGGAGAUCUACAAAUCAAUAGAGAGUUUAAACUUGAAUCCAACGAAAUCCGUAGUUUCGAUGCUAUACAUGAUUUAAUUGUCGUAAUAUCAACUAAUUCGGAUAUUAUUUGUGAAAAGAAAAUGAUGAAUGGAGACUGGGUACGGCUUGAUGGCUACGAUAGAGCUACAUCUACAUUGUAUGAUGUCCGCAUCGUAGGCAAAGGCUACAUUGUAAUCAGUGCAGAAAAAGAGGAAUUCAAAUCUUCCCCAGGUGUGCUGCUUUUAUUCAAAAUAGAAAAUGACACUCUAGAGUGUUGUAGCACAGUAUCGUUUCCAUCAUUAAUUAAAGACUAUCAGUACUGUCCUAAGACUGGCCGCAUGUACGUGCUGCUUAGUGACGGCUCUAUUGAGAUAUUAAAAGCAGCGAGCUUACCUUUCCCGAACGACGACUUAACAUUGCAUCAAACAGUUCCAACAUCUGCUGACAUUCCUUCACAAAUCGGCUGUUGGCCAAUGAAUAAGUGGAAUAUUACAUCUAGUCACAUCUGA